CUGGCAGGACUGAAGCAGGAACAGAGUGGAAGCUGUUACCAGGACCAGCACCCCUGGAACCUAAAGGAGUCUCAGGAGCCCAGCACAGGACACUGAGACCUUCCACUGAAGCUCCCACCUCAUUUCCUUUACAGUAUAUCUUCAAGAAAUGUUACAUGGAUGAAUGUCUGAUCCCAGAAAGGUGGUCUCUGAAAACGAAGCUUCACUGUAUUAUCUAAAAUUCUUCAGAGAACAAGUCCACCCAGUUAGAAGAUCCUAAGAGUUGGCUUCCUGUCCUUCUGGGAGGACACUCAGCUCAAAGUAUGCAGCAGGAUGGGAUCAGCAGCAUGAAUCAGCUGGGGGGACUCUUUGUGAAUGGUCGACCUCUGCCUCUGAACACCCGGCAGCAGAUUGUGCAGCUAGCAGUCAGUGGGAUGCGGCCCUGUGACAUCUCACGAAGCCUUAAGGUAUCUAAUGGCUGUGUGAGCAAGAUCCUAGGGCGUUACUACCGUACAGGUGUGUUGGAACCCAAAGGUACUGGGGGAAGCAAGCCACGUUUGGCGACACCCACUGUGGUAGCUCGAAUUGCCCAGCUGAAAGAUGAGUGUCCUGCCCUCUUUGCCUGGGAAAUCCAACGCAAGCUUUGUGAUGAAGGGCUUUGUACUCAGGACCAGACUCCCAGUGUCUCCUCCAUUAAUCGAGUUCUGAGAGCACUGCAGGAAGACCAGAGACUGCAAUGGACACAACUUAGGUCAUCAGCUAUUUUGGCUCCAGCACUUCCCAGUCCUUACAGUGCCUCGGAGCUACCCCGGGGUCCCCACCCGGGGACCAGUCACCGGAAUCGGACUAUCUUCUCCCCAGGCCAAGCUGAGGCACUAGAGAAAGAGUUCCAGCGUGGACAGUAUCCUGAUUCAGUGGCCCGUGGGAAGCUGGCUGCUGCCACCUCUUUGCCUGAGGACACAGUGAGGGUCUGGUUUUCAAACAGAAGAGCCAAAUGGCGACGGCAAGAGAAGCUGAAGUGGGAAAUGCAGCCGCCAGGUACUUCUCAGGGUCUGACUGCAUUAAGGGUUUCCUCAGGAAUCACCUCUACACAGCAGUCCCCUGGCAGUGUGUCCACUGCAGCCCAUCCUGCCCUGGACUUGUUGGGUCCUUCCUGCUAUCAGCUGUGCUGGGGGUCAGCACCAGGAAGGAGUCUGAGUGACACACCACCCCAAACCUGUCUCCAGCCCUGCUGGGGUAAGAAUCAGGCCGGCCUCAAUCCUGCAGGUGGGGGAAGGCUGACUGACUCCUGUAUCUACCAGCACAUAUGGACCUCUAGCUGAUACUACCAGAUUGCCACUCUUCCCUCCUUCCUGUGGCCUCUCCUUCUCGUUCAGAUCUUGCCUGGCCCUGCCUCACUGCCCCUCCUGUGCAUCAUCUGAUUGGAAAGGCAAGCGAAGAAACACCCACCCACUACUCACACUGGCUUUAAGAGGCCUCACUGGGCAGUAAUAAAAGGUUUUUGAAUUA
Cavia porcellus (domestic guinea pig) is the source of this 1488-nucleotide messenger RNA. It is a transcript of the gene Pax4, whose product is annotated as paired box 4. The transcript is spliced from 12 exons. The coding region runs from base 303 to 1301 and encodes 332 amino acids. NCBI's taxonomy places the organism in Eukaryota, Metazoa, Chordata, Mammalia, Rodentia, Caviidae. The record is from RefSeq and is a predicted model, not a curated record. Gene Ontology annotation, biological process: anatomical structure development; regulation of transcription by RNA polymerase II. Gene Ontology annotation, molecular function: DNA-binding transcription factor activity, RNA polymerase II-specific; RNA polymerase II cis-regulatory region sequence-specific DNA binding.